This is a messenger RNA of Penicillium antarcticum, 780 nucleotides long. RefSeq names its product DUF5315 domain-containing protein. The record is from RefSeq and is a predicted model, not a curated record. The coding region runs from base 1 to 780 and encodes 259 amino acids. NCBI's taxonomy places the organism in Eukaryota, Fungi, Ascomycota, Eurotiomycetes, Eurotiales, Aspergillaceae. The transcript has a single exon.
AUGGAGCUCACGAGGAAAACGACAAAUUCUCAGCGGUUACCUCCACCGGCUCUGUUUCAGGGUCCGCCAUCACACAAUGCCUCCAAUAUCUCCCUAUCCGUACCACCCGCAACCUCAGCCCUACCAACACCCUCUGGAAAUCAACCUCCACCACUCCAUCGGAACAAAUCUCCUCUCGGGAACGAGGGUAAGAACCCAGAAAAAGCCAGUCUCUUAUCGCCAUUUGUAUCGCGCCGUCAAUCCAAGAACGAUGUGGACGGAUCCGACGCAAUCUGGCAGGAGAUGCAGAGCGCUCUAUCGGAAGUCGAACUCAGCGCCGUGACGAGCGAGAAUGUCUUCGGAGAAAAGCACUCGGAAGCACUAGAAGAUCUACGUCAGAAGCAACUGAAACUUGCCCAAGCCUGGGCGCGCAGCGAGGCGGACGACGAAGUAGCUGAUCCUAGCCAUGAUACGGCAAGUGCUAAGGGUAGCACGGCCCGGCAACGAGGCACUGCAGAAACAGCCAUCAAAGACGAUGCAGCGACUGAACAUAGCGCGGGACGUGGCUCAGUCUCGCAUCACACGCUGGACGAGGAGACCGAGAAAGAUAUUAUACAUGCGCGCAAGCGUCGUGAGGCUAAUGACCGGUACUUUGACCGGGUAAACCAGGGUGUUUUGGAUGUCGUUGCCAAAGUUGAGGAAGUUGCUCAGGCUAUGCGCACUGUGGAGCGAGAAAGCAAGGAUAUCUGGAGUGAUUCGGAGAGUAUUGCGACCACGGCGCCUUCGUCUCAUACCGGGUGA